Messenger RNA from Dermatophagoides farinae (American house dust mite), 7207 nucleotides. The record is from RefSeq and is a predicted model, not a curated record. NCBI's taxonomy places the organism in Eukaryota, Metazoa, Arthropoda, Arachnida, Sarcoptiformes, Pyroglyphidae.
CGAUGAUGUCAAAUAUUCAUUCAAUCGGAAAUGGAAACAAUACAAUAAUGAAUGCAAAUAAUAAUAGUACACCACCAUAUCCAAAUCCAAAUGAAUUAAUACAUGCUAUUAUGAAUGGUAAUAUUUGUAAAGGUUUUCCAGAGCCACCAUCACGUUUGAUAAAAUUAUUUAUAAGUUCAACACGUACUGAUUUUGAAAUUGAACGACAACAUUUACAUGAAAUUAUUCUACCAAAAUUAGAACGUUAUUGUAAUAGUUUAUCAUUAGAUUUAUUAACUAUUGAUCCACAUUGGCAAUUACAGCCACCAUUGAUUACAAUAGAAUAUUCUCAACAACAGAAUCAACAGAAUUCAUGUAGUAAUAAUAAUAAUGGUGAUAAAUGCUCAACAAUGAUAAGACAGCAACCAUCAACAGUAACACCAGUGAUAUAUGAUCAAAAUUCUAAUCUAAUUGAUCCACAUGAAUUUGAUUUACAAUUAAAAGAGAUUGAAGAAUGUUCACAGCAAUCAAUAUCAACAUUUUUUAUGUGUUUGAUUGGUCAUAAAUAUCGACCAAUUGCAUUACCAACAGUGAUUGCAUCGGAUGAUUUUCAACAAAUUUUUACAGCUGCCGCUGAAUCCGGUUUAGGCGAUGUGAAUCUAUUACGUUCAUGUUAUAAAGAAAAUCGUAAUCUACAGCCAGAACCACAUUAUGUAUUGUUGGAACCACGUCGUGCAUCACGACAAUAUGAAGAAGAAUUAGAACAUAUUGCUAAACUGGUUGAAUACGGUUCAAAAGUUGCUGCACGUGAAGGAUUAUUAAGUAAUAAUUUUGGUGUUGUAAUGUCAGCCGUUCAUCAACAAACAUUACAUGCAUUAUAUUGUGCUCGCCAAUAUCAAUUAGGUGGUCUUGUUACAUCACCAACUACAAUGAAUAAUAACAUUUCUUCCAAUCGCCAUCAUCAUCCUCAUCAUAUGCACCACCAACAACAACAACAACAACGAAUUCAUCCACUUAAAUCACCACCACAACGAUUAUCAUCAUCAUCACCAUCAUCAUCGACAACAAUAGCAAAGAAAAAAAUUCUUGGUUCCGGUAAACUUGGUUCAUUAUUAACUGGAACAUCUAACAUCAACACUAAUGUGAAUAGUAGCAAUAAUAAUCAAAAUGACAAUAACAACAACAAUAAUGAUAAUCAACAUUCAUCGAUGAAAAUUGUAAAAAAACCAUCACCACCAUUAACACCAACACGUCAUCGUUUAAUGCAUCAGGUAUCAUUACAACAGGGACCAACACAGAAAAAAAUUCAAAUGACACAUCGACAAACAUCGGUGUCAACAAAUUAUGAACUAAUGCAACAACCAGUUGAUCGAAUGUUGUGUUUUAUUCGUCAAUUAGAAGGUGUUAAUUUUAACAAUGCAUCUGUAACAAGAUUUUUUGAUGUUACACCAACAACAACAAUGUCAACAUCAACAACAACAACAACAACGACGACGACAACAACAACAACAACGUCUUCCAGUGAUGAAUUUAAACAACAACAACAAUCGAUGAAUUCAUCUCUUCCAAUUCCAUCGAAUAAUCAACAGCAACAACAACAACAACAACAACAAUCAACAAUGAGACAACUAUAUGCACCUACAGCUCAAAAUGAUAUACAACAAUUGAUUGAAGAUGUAAUACUUGGAUUGAAAAAAGGAAAUGUACAUUAUUUUAACAUAUCAUGGAGCCCACCACCAGAUCAAUGUAUUCAAACACGAACAUAUACAUUACCAGCAAAUUAUAUUGAACGUUUUGGUGAAACAGUAUUACGUACAUUGAAAUCAUCGAUUGAUGAACAUUGGAAAGCAAUGCAACAAUCAAUAUUUGGUCCAAUUGCUCCUGGUUCUAGUUUUGAAUAUCCUGGCGAUAUUGUACGUGAAGCACAUUCACAUUUAUCAAAUUUUCGUCGUGUAAUGCGUUCAUUGGGUAUGGCACAGGCUAUAAAUCAUUCUGAUUUUGGACAUUUACUUCAUAUUCGUGAAUUAUUAAUAACUGAUAUACAUGGUGCUGGUAGUGGUUCCACUAAUACCGUUACUAGUGGACCAACAAAUACUGGAACAUCUGCAUCACGUUGUACAGCUACAAGUCAUCUUCAUCAUUCACAACAACAGAAUUUUCGUCAUCAACCAAUUAUUGUUACCGGUCGAUCAGGAUCAGGUAAAUCAACAUUAUUAGCACAGGUAUUUACCUAUGCACCGGAUUGGUUAGCAGAAAAUUCUGAUCGUGAUCAAGUAAUUCGUAUUGUACGACAAUGUGGUCAAAGUCCUAGUUCAAAUUUUGCAUCAGAAUUAUUACGCAGUCUUUGUAUACAAACAUCGGUUGCAUAUGGAUUGGAAUCGCAUCUGACACGUAGUGCAUCGGCACAUGAAUUAUCUGAAUUGGCAAUCUGUUUCCAGGAAUUGCUUAAACUUCGUAAUCCUAAUGAUUGUGAUCUAUUAAUCAUUUUGGAUGAUCUUCAUCAUCUACAAUCGGCAUUACAGUCUAGUGCAUUAUUAGGUUGGAUGCCAUGGCAUCUUCCACCAAAUGUACAUUUCAUAUGUUCAGUUGCAUUAGAAUCAGAAUCUGUAUUAAGUAUAUUACGAUCACGUAUUUCAUCGGAAAAUUUUAUCUGUCUUGAUGAUGAUCAUCGUAUUGAUUCUAUGAAACAUUGUCAUUCUAUUUAUUCGAUGGUACAAUCAAAAUUACGUGAUGAAAAACGAACAUUGACAUCGAUUCAAUGGGAUUUUGUACGACAAAAAUUGAAUAGUUCAUCUGAUCUAUUAAGCAAUAUUAAGAGUAAUAGUCAACGUACAGAACAACAACAACAACAGCAUCAAGAAGCUUUAAUGACACCAUUAUUUGCUAAUAUGUUAGCUACAGCUGUAUUAAGUAAUUGGGAAUCAUUCUAUACACCAGAAUAUUUACCAACAAAUGUAGAUGAAUUAGUAACGACAAUUCUGGAUGAUCUUGAGGAUUGUAUACCAUAUCAAUUAGUGAGAAGAAUUUGUUCAUAUUUGACAUGUACAAAAUAUGGCCUAAGAGAAAUGGAAUUAUUUCAAUUAGUACAGGAAACAUUAACGAGUCAAAUAUGGCCAGCAAUACAACAACAACAUAUGAGAAUGCGAACAACAACAACAACAACAACAACGACGACGACGACAACAACAACAACGGAUACAUGUACAUCAAGUAAUACUACUACACCGGAUCCAUAUGAUCCACCAAGAUCAACAUCAUCAACAUGGAUUAUAUUGAAAUCAAAAUUGCGUCAUUUACUAAAAGAAUAUUAUGUACAGGGACAAUUAUAUUUCCAAUGGCGUAGUUCGAAAAUAACAAAAGCAAUACAGGAACGUUAUCUAACAGAAAUACGACAAAUUCGAGCCAUACAUUUAGAAUUGGCACAAGCAUUUUAUAAUUCAUUUACUGAGCUAAAUUCUUCCGGAAAAGAAUCCGAAUCAGUUCGUGAAGCCGAUGAACUGUGGUAUCAUCUAUUGUAUUCUGGAAAUCGUGUCGAACUUAAAACAAAAGCAUUAUUGAAUAUUCGUUUCCUUAAUACUAUUGUACAGGGUGUUUCAUUUUGUUAUCUACGUUGUAUAUUGGAUGCUGUACGAUCACAGAUUUUUGACUGGGAUAUUGAACAAUUAUAUGCAAUGCUUAAACAAUCGGUACAUGUCGUAACACAGGAACCGAAUCAAUUACCAGUGGAAGCAUUACUAUGGCUGGUACCAUUUACAGCUACAAAUCAAACACAACAAUUAUCAUUGACAAAUUUGAUCAAAACAACAACGAAUUUAUCGAAUUUUGAUACGGUUAUUAAACCGAAUAAAUCAACACAGAAUAAAUCAUCAUCACAUACAUUACUUCAUCCUACAUCAUCACUGCCAACAUCAAUAUCGUCAUCAUCAUAUACACCUGGAUCAUCAUUAUUAUCAACAUCAUCGUCAUCAUCGUCAACAACAUCAAGUUAUUUAGCUGAAUUUUUACGGCAAUGUUAUCGUAGCUGUAUUGAAUCAAUGGAUCGACCAUUAUUAUAUCCAAUAAAUAUAUGGCUUAAUUUACCAAUACCACCACAGGUUACAAUGAUCACAAGUCCAUGGCCAUCAAUAACGCGUGCAGUAUCGACACCGGAUUCACAACAUUUAAUCGUAUGCGAACAAUGUUCAUUACAUUUUUAUCAUUUACCAACAAAAACUGUAGCGAAAAGUUUAGAAGGUCAUAAAUCAACGAUAACAUGUUUGCAUUUAUCCACAAGCGGUAAAUGGUUAGCAACCGGAUCGGAUGAUAGUUCCGUACAUUUAUGGUAUAUUGAUGCUGAAUUAAUGGAAAUCAAUGAUUGUAGAAUACGACAUAGAUUUAUUCAUCAUAGUGCAAGUGUUUUAUGUAUUACCAUUAAUCAUAUGGAAACAUUAGUGAUUAGUGGAUCGGAAAACGGUGCUAUUUGUGCAGUAAAUCUUCAUAACGGUACAUUAAUCACAAGAUUAGAACAUCAUAAAUCGAUGGUUACCUGUAUUGGUAUAAAUACCGGUGAUGAUGUACUUGUUUCCGGUUCAACUGAUCGUACAGUUGUUGUUUGGAGUCUGGAUUCAUUCUGUAUAUUGAAUGAAAUAUUAUUAAUGCGUCCCGUAUUACAUAUGGAUAUUUCAUUGGAUUCAACAUUUUUAUUAUUAUCAUUGGAUGAUAAUAGCUUACAAAUAAGAGCUUUAACCACUGGUACUGGUGUUCAUACAUUGCAGCCAUCAUCAUCGAAUAUGGCUACAACGGCUGUUGUUAGCUAUGUACGUUUUGCUGAAGAUAAUUGUCGUUGUGUUGUUGGCUAUGCUGAUGGUCGUUUACUUUUAUUCGAUAUACAUUCAUCACGGCAACUACAAACAUUGAAUGGUCAUAGUGAAAUGAUUACAUCGAUUUUACCACAAAAAGAUGACCAUUUUCUAUUCACUAGUGGUGGUAAUAAGAUAAUUAUCUGGAAUUUUUAUCCAGUUCGUCGUGUAGAUCAUACACCAUCACCAUUAGCUGUAGAAGGUCUGGAUCGAUCAAUACAUGAAAUAAAUAUUGUUGAAUCGAUGGCUAUCAGUUCGACAACUGGUUUAAUGUCAUCAUUGAAUGAUCCAUUUAUGGAUAAUUCAUCUGGAAAAGAUACGGGUAAAGAUUCUAAAGAAUCGGGAACCAUUAGUGGUAGCAAUAUUGUUGGCGGUGGUGGUGGUAGUGGUAGUGGCCGAAAUUCUCGUUCAUCAUCUGAUCGUCGUAAACAUAAAACAUCAUCAUCAUCAUCAUCGACACAUGGAUCAUUUAGAAAAAAAGUUUCCGUUUCAACGAUCGAUAAUCAUCGUGAACCAAUUACCUGUGUUUCAGUAGCUAGAGAUGGUCAAUACAUUGUAACCGGUGGUCGUGAUUGUUUAGUAAAAAUAUGGUUCAGUGCAACUGCCGAAACCCAUACAACAUUGGAUGAAAGUUCAGCACCAAUAACAUGUGUGGAUAUUUCACCAAAUAGUCAAUUUAUUAUUGCCGGUGGUGAAGAUGGACAAAUACGUUCAUGGUCAUUGACAUUAUCAAUGUAUUUAUCGAAAUUUGGUGAACAUAUACCUAAUGCAUUGGCUACUAUUCGAAUAUUAUCGGAUAAUAAACGUGCAUUAUCGGCUGAUGUGCAGAAUAUAAUCCGAUUAUGGCAAGUGGAUAAUGGUAUACAGAUUAAAAUAAUUCAACAUAAACCUAUAAAUGGAUUAUUUGUACAUGGUGGAACGUGUUUUGCUAUUGGUGGCAAAAUUGACAAUUGCCUUAAAUAUUGGCAUAUAUUUGAGCCUGAAAUGGAAAAAAGUGUAUCACAUAGUGAUACUAUUACAUGUUUUACUUGUACACAUUCAGGUAAAACAUUAAUCACUGGAUCACAGGAUAUGUCAUUAAAAGUUUGGGAAACAUCGACGGGAAAAUUAACACAAGUACUUGUUGGUCAUGAAGAAGCAAUAUCAUGUGUAGCAACGGCAGCAUUAGAUGAAAUGCUUGUCGUAUCCGGUGCACAGGAUUGUAAUCUAAUUGUUUGGGAUAUGAAUACUGGUACCGAUCUAUUUACAUUGAUGGGUCAUAAUGCAAAUAUUUUAGGUGUUAUAUUAACACCGGAUGCAUCAAGAGCUUUAUCAUAUUCUGAAGAUAAUACAUUACAAUUAUGGGAUAUUCGUGAUAAUGGUGUUCGAUUAUCAAUGUUGGAUGUUCAUCAUAAUAUUUCUCAUGUUUAUUCAUCAUUAACCGUUACUUAUCUGGCUGUAUGGCUUGGACCAAGUUCACAUAUUUUACCUAUUAUUAAACAUCAUAAUAAUUCAUCACAACAUAUCAAUGUUGAAUUACCUUCGGUUGGUACACCAGUAUCAUCAUCAUCAUCAGCAGCAGCAGCUGAAGAAAAAUCUUCGGCUUGGUUACGCGGUCUAAUUGGACCAUCAUCACGAUCGAAUGUUUCAGUUUUAGCAGCUCGAACUUUAAAACGUGAACAAUCAUUUGAUUCAUUCUAUUUUGAACAUAUGUUACAUCGUGGACAAAGUGUUGAUGAUUUUCGAAAAAUUGGUGCAGCAGGUAUAGGCGGUGGUGGUAUUGCAUCAAGUUUAGCAUCACCAUUUGGAUCACGUGAACAAUUAUGGACAGGACAUCAUCAGGAUCUAGAUUCAAAUAAAACAUUUGAUCGUGUUGGUAGUGGUUCAACAACCAGAUCAAGAAUGAUAUCUAAAUUGCGUAAUAUUGGACCAAAACAUAAAAUGUUGAAAAAGCAACAAAGUAUGUUUGCAUGUUUUCCUGAAUUUACUGGCAAAACUGGUGUUUCUGGUUCCGGACAAGGAUCUGUACAGGAUUCUGGUUUAUCACAACAGGUUAAUGGUGGUAUUGGUAAAAAAUUAAUACCCGGUUCUAAGACGAAAAUCUUUCCAAUAAUCGGUACUGAUCGAUCAUCUACUACUACUACUACAUCAUCAUCAUCAUCAUCAACGAUAGCGGCAACUACGACAACGACUACGACAAGAAUAGGAUUAGGAUCAAGAACUGGUUCACAGGAUAAAACCGAUGAUGAUAUGGAUUCAAUGUUGAUGAUGAAACCAAAUCUUGGUACUGGUGGUAACGGUACAUCAGCUGAUAUAAUCAAUAUGGUAAAAGAUUCCUCAAUUUGUCGACUGAUUUAAAACAAUAAACAAACAUUCACCAUUGAUAUAUGUGAAAAAAUCACCCUAACCAA